GUUCGCUUGAAGGUGAUAAGUUGUGAUUUUUCGUUACCUAAUCUAGUCAAUAUGAAGUGGUUAGUAAGUUCCGCAUGUGUUUUUUGUGUGCUAUUUUUCACAGUUUACGCUGCACCAGCUUCCACAAGUCUCCAGGUGUCAGCGAGUGGAGGCGGAGGAGGUGGACUAGGAAGUUUAUUGUCAAAUAUAGACUUGCCAGGAUUGUUACAGGGUGUCAAUAGUUUUGUCAAAUUGAUAGGUGCCUUUUGUCCGCCAUUGUCGCAGGUCCUAGACAACGUCAUCCAAAACGUCACGAGCACAGCCUUUAGAGUAUUCGGCAGGGCGAUACUCAGGAGCGGAGGCCUGGGCGGGGGCAACAGCGGCAGUGGCGGCGGCGGUAGUCAGAGGGUGAACGUGGUUUUGCCCACAUUCCCUCCAGACGAGGACUACGAGGACGAAGACGAUUCGACCACGACCUUGGCGUCGGCGAAUAGUUUGCAGAACGAGGUCGAAGCUGUGACCGAAGCCGGGGUAACCCUCUAUACCUCGCCGACGAGCGAAGUGGACGACUCCGCCAACUCCAUCUCGAAGCGACACGUCCGAGUGGUCAGAGAGGCCGAAGCCGAGGCGCCCGCGGCGCAGGAUCAGGAAGGCGCCGAGUCGGCCCCGCAGCCAGGUCAGGACCUGGCCGACGUCGACGACCAGGACCGUAACAAACGGUACUCGCCCUUCGGGGGCGGCGACGGCGGUCACGGCGGCGCCGGGGCCGGCUCGGGCAACUUCCUCUUCGAUAUCAUUCGGAGCACUGCCGAUAGAGCAGCCAGGGCGGUAGGCACCGUCUACAGAAUGGUGGCGGGUACCGCAGAUGACGUCAGCGCCUCCUCCACGUCAUGGAACUUCGCAGUACCUUCGUUGCCCGACGCGACCAAGACCCUCUCCACUGCCUCAUCAGAUCUUUCGGCCAGAAUACUGCCGGCCAAGUUGGUAGCUGGAUCAGGAGCGACGGAAGAAACAGACGAACAUGACGCCGGAGCUGGCGGUGUUGCCGAAUUAGAUGUCCAAAAAGAUGACCAUCAUGAGGGAAUCCCCGGACCUAUCACUAGGUUAUUCGUCAUCGCCAACAGGGGGUUAGCUAAUUUAAUCCAAGAUCUUAUCCUGCGUCUGGCCCAAACCAGCGAAAGAUUGGUCAACUUCAAAGCACGUCUUAUCACCGCUCUUAUUUAAACCAGUUGCCAUCCACCCAUUUAUAUUCCCCAUCGUCGAUUCCCUUAUUCCCAUUGUCCUGUUAUUCCCAAAGAGCCCAGUUACGUUUUAAAUUUAUUUAUGGAAGUGUUACUUUAGAGAGAGUUUAAAAACUAUUUUGUACAUAGACGAUUUGCUAUUUUCAAAAAGUGUUUGCGUAACUAACAUCCCUUUAUUUCUUGCCCCUGUUUUUGCCAUUGAUUUCUUCAUUUUCUUCUUUCUUAUUUUUUCCUUCUUUAAUUAGGUAAAUUAAUUACUAUUUUAGCUUGAAUUGUGACAAUGAAUAUUCGAUCGUGUAAAUAAGUAAACCUGAAUAAUUGCUCACAAAAGAUGAACAAAACAAAAUUUCUUUGUAUAUAGAAGAUGACUUUUUUAUUUUUUUCUUUCUGCGAAAUUAUUUUUAUUUCUUCAUCAUUCUUUCCUUUGUAACUUUAUCGUGUGUACAUAGAGAUUACAUUUUUUUUUGUAUAAGGAAAGUCAAAUUGUAACUUAUAUGUUGUUAAAGAUAUGAACGUAGACUAGUUUAGGAUAGUGAUCUUUUUAUAAUUUAAUAAUAAAAUAAAAAUUAAAAUUGA
Messenger RNA from Sitophilus oryzae (rice weevil), 1796 nucleotides. Its product is annotated as putative lysozyme-like protein. The record is from RefSeq and is a predicted model, not a curated record. The transcript has 8 exons. Bases 52 to 1203 code for a protein of 383 amino acids. NCBI's taxonomy places the organism in Eukaryota, Metazoa, Arthropoda, Insecta, Coleoptera, Curculionidae.